UUUUGACAUAUACAAAUGAAUCAGGAGGAAGAAGAAAGGGGAAAUAAGAAAAAGAGGAGAGAGAUGGGAAGAGGGAAGAUAGAGAUAAAGAAGAUAGAGAAUCGGACAGCGAGGCAAGUGACCUUUUCCAAGAGAAGAAGUGGUGUUAUCAAGAAGGCUAAUGAGCUCUCUGUUCUCUGCGAUGCUCACAUCGGUCUUAUCGUCUUCUCUACCACUGGAAAGCUCUACCAGCACUGCACCGAGCCCCUCACGAUGGCUCAGGUCAUUGACCGAUACUUGCAGACCAGCGGAUUGCGACUCCCUGAUCCUAAUGACAACCGGGAGGAAUUCUGCCACGAGAUAGAAGUACUAAGAAGAGAGACAUGUAAGCUUCAGCUCCGUCUGCGUCUUUACCGUGGACAUGACUUAGCCUCCAUUCCUCCACACGAGCUCGAUGGACUAGAGCAACAGCUCGAACAUUCUGUACUUAAAGUUCGUGAGCGUAAGAAUGAGUUGAUGCAACAACAGAUGGAGAAUCUAAGCAGAAAGAGGCGGAUGCUAGAAGAAGACAACAACAAUAUGUACCGUUGGCUUCAUGAGCAUCGUGCCGCGGUUGUGUUUCAGCAAGCGGGGAUAGAGACUAAACAGGGGGAGUAUCAACAUUUUCUAGAGCAAGUUCAGUACUAUAAUGAUCAUCAGCAACAACCAAACAGUUUUCUUCAGCUUGCUACUCUUCCUUCCGAGAUUGAUCUUAAUUACCAUCUCCACCUUGCUCAGCCUAAUCUUCAAAAGGAUCCAAUGGCAAACAUUUGAUUAAUCCUCGACCAGAUCUACUCUUUCUUUAUUGAGACAAAUAAAUGAACAAUGAAGUAUCGUUUUCUGUCUUUUAUUACCUGCUUUAAUUUGCCAAUGCCUUCUACUUUGUGUAUGUUUGUGUUGACAUGGAACCUUGUUUAAAUUAAUUGAGAAGAUAAUGGUAGUCUUGAUUA
Raphanus sativus (radish) is the source of this 968-nucleotide messenger RNA. RefSeq names its product protein TRANSPARENT TESTA 16-like. Gene Ontology annotation, biological process: positive regulation of transcription by RNA polymerase II. Gene Ontology annotation, cellular component: nucleus. The transcript has 6 exons. Gene Ontology annotation, molecular function: protein dimerization activity; DNA-binding transcription factor activity, RNA polymerase II-specific; RNA polymerase II cis-regulatory region sequence-specific DNA binding. NCBI's taxonomy places the organism in Eukaryota, Viridiplantae, Streptophyta, Magnoliopsida, Brassicales, Brassicaceae. The record is from RefSeq and is a predicted model, not a curated record. Bases 16 to 792 code for a protein of 258 amino acids.